Messenger RNA from Oncorhynchus keta (chum salmon), 8500 nucleotides. Its product is annotated as brefeldin A-inhibited guanine nucleotide-exchange protein 2-like. Bases 183 to 5684 code for a protein of 1833 amino acids. The transcript is spliced from 39 exons. Lineage: Eukaryota; Metazoa; Chordata; Actinopteri; Salmoniformes; Salmonidae. Gene Ontology annotation, biological process: regulation of ARF protein signal transduction. The record is from RefSeq and is a predicted model, not a curated record. Gene Ontology annotation, molecular function: guanyl-nucleotide exchange factor activity.
AAAAUCACGUGACGUGACGUGUAACCAACAUGGCGACUCAGUGCUGCGUUAGCAUCAUCAACAAACUCGAUGAAUUGACAAGACACCGAUAGCCCGGUUUCGUUCGUCUUUUUCUCUCGCAUGCAUCUACGCAGUGCCAGGUCGAAGAUGACGGCCUGAGAUAGCAGAGGUUAUAUCAAGAGAUGCAACAGCAACGUCUUUCUCAACAACAACACCAGAAGCAGGCAGAAAGCACAAAAACCAAAAGCAUGUUUCUGUCUCGGGCGCUGGAAAAAAUCCUGUCGGAUAAGGAGGUGAAGCGGAGCCAGCACAGCCAGCUGCGUAAAGCUUGUCAAGUAGCACUUGAUGAAAUCAAAAUCGAGCUUGAGAAGCAAAAAGAUGGCUCAGUGGUCCCGCCCCGAGCAAACUACAUUGAAGCUGACCAAUACGUACUGCCUUUUGAGCUCGCCUGUCAAUCAAAGUCCCCACGCGUUGUCAGCACCUCGUUGGACUGCUUACAGAAGCUCAUUGCGUAUGGCCACAUCACGGGCAAUGCCUCUGACAGUAGUGCUCCGGGGAAGAGGCUCAUCGACCGGUUACUGGAGACCAUUUGUAACUGUUUCCAGGGCCCACAGACAGACGAGGGGGUGCAACUGCAGAUCGUCAAGGCUCUGCUGACGGCAGUCACCUCCCCUCACAUUGAGAUCCACGAGGGAACGGUUCUGUUGACAGUGCGUACCUGUUACAACAUCUACCUGGCCAGCCGUAACCUCAUCAACCAGACCACCGCCAAGGCUUCACUCACACAGAUGGUCAAUGUCAUCUUCACCCACAUGGAGACUCAGGCGGCUAUAGAGGCUCAGGAGAAGGAUGGACUAUGUCUGCCCAAGCAGAACCCUUCCCCUGGGCAGAUGUCUGGUGGUUCCCCCCGGUCAGACUCCACCCCAGACCUCAACGGGACCCCUUCUCCUGCAGCCAGCACACUGGACCUUAAUACCAUCUAUGGCCAACUGGAGGAGUGCAAGACUGAGGAGGAUGUGACUGCUACAGAGGAGCACAGAGAGGACACACCACCUCCAGUUUUUAAUGAUCCACUUCCAGAAACACCACCAGCAGUAACACAGUCAGUAGAGGAAGGGGAUGAAGGGGGAGGGGGAUCAGAAUUAGGGGAGAGGGGGACAUGGGGAGUAGGUCAGGUCGAUUCAAAGCCAACAGAGCAACCAACGACUGAUGUGGAGGAGGAGGAGGCCGCAGAGCCAGAACCACAGACCCAAACUGCACAAGCAGGGGACCAUCCCCCACACAUACCACCAGAGCACCCUGAUCUGAUGCCCCCUACACCCAGGACAGUUAGGAACCAGAUGAACGGCAUUAUGGGUGACCAUGUUUCCGUGUCCUCUACAGACAUCUUGGAUUUAGAGUCCAUGCAGGGUGUCCAGAACACUGUUGGUUUCUCACACAUCCUGCAGAAAGACGCCUUCCUGGUGUUCCGCUCCCUCUGCAAACUGUCCAUGAAGCCGCUGGCGGACGGAUCCCCUGACCCAAAGUCCCAUGAGCUGCGCUCCAAGGUGGUGUCCCUGCAGCUGCUGCUGUCUGUGCUCCAGGGGGCGGGGCCUGUCUUCCGCUCCCACGAGAUGUUUGUCAACGCCAUCAAGCAGUACCUGUGUGUGGCCCUCUCGAAGAACGGUGUCUCCUCUGUGCCAGAGGUGUUCGAGCUCUCCCUCGCCAUCUUCCUCACCCUGCUCUCCCACUUCAAAGUCCACCUCAAGAUGCAGAUUGAGGUGUUCUUCAGGGAGAUUUUCCUGACCAUCCUGGAAACGUCAUCCAGCUCCUUUGAACACAAGUGGAUGGUCAUUCAAACCCUGACACGGAUAUGUGCAAAUGCUCAGUGUGUGGUGGAUAUCUAUGUGAACUACGACUGUGACCUGAACGCUGCCAACAUCUUUGAGCGUCUGGUGAAUGACCUGUCUAAGAUUGCCAUGGGAAGGAGUGGCCAGGAGCUGGGGAUGACCCCUCUACAGGAGCUGAGUCUGCGUAAGAAGGGCCUGGAGUGUCUGGUGUCCAUUCUGAAAUGCAUGGUGGAGUGGAGCAGAGACAUGUAUGUCAACCCCAACCUGCAGGCCAACCUCGGCCAGGAGCAGCCGUCGGAUGGUGAGGGUGCGGAGCGCAAGCUUCCUGACCAGACGACGUCUCGUAGAGGCAGCGUCAGCUCUCUGGACUCCACCAUGUCAUCUAGUGUCCAGUCCUCCCAGCCUGACCACCCAGAACAGUAUGAGGUCAUCAAACAACAAAAGGACGUCAUUGAGCACGGCAUUGAGCUGUUCAACAAAAAGCCCAAGCGAGGUGUCCAGUACUUACAAGACCAAGGCAUGCUGGGAACCACAGCGGAGGAAAUCGCCCAGUUCCUGCAUCAAGAGGAGCGCUUGGAUACGACACAGGUAGGGGAGUACCUGGGGGAGAAUAUCCGUUUCAACAAGGAGGUGAUGUACAACUAUGUGGACCAGCUGGACUUCUGUGGCCGGGACUUUGUCUCUGCUCUGAGGGCUUUCCUGGAGGGCUUCCGGCUCCCAGGAGAGGCCCAGAAGAUUGACAGGCUCAUGGAGAAGUUUGCUGCCCGAUACCUGGAGUGUAACCAGGGACAGGGGGAGUUUGCCAGCGCAGACACAGCCUACGUCUUGGCCUUCUCCAUCAUCAUGCUGACCACAGACCUGCACAGUCCACAGGUGAAGAACAAAAUGACCAAGGAACAGUACAUCAGAAUGAACCGUGGCAUCAACGACAGUAAGGACCUGCCUGAGGAGUACCUGUCCUCCAUAUACCAUGAGAUCGCUGGCAAGAAGAUCGCCAUGAAGGACAGCAAGGAGCACACUAUCACACCCAAGACUAGCAAGCACAGCGUAGCCAAUGAGAAGCAGCGUCGUCUGCUGUAUGACGUUGAGAUGGAACAGAUGGCGAAGACAGCCAAGGCCCUGAUGGAGGCUGUAAGCCAUGCCCAGGCCCCCUUCUUCAGCGCCACCCAUCUGGAGCACGUUCGGCCCAUGUUCAAGCUGGCGUGGACCCCUCUCCUGGCAGCUUUCAGCGUGGGCCUACAGGACUGUGACGACCAGGAGGUGGCCUCUCUGUGUCUGGAGGGGAUCCGCUGUGCUGUCAGGAUUGCAUGCAUCUUCAGUAUGCAGUUGGAGAGGGAUGCGUACGUCCAAGCCUUGGCUCGGUUCACCCUGCUCACAGCCAGCUCCAGCAUCACUGAGAUGAAGCAGAAGAACAUCGACACCAUCAAGACCCUUAUCACUGUGGCCCACACAGACGGAAACUACCUGGGCAACUCUUGGCACGAGAUCCUGCGGUGUAUCAGCCAGCUGGAGUUGGCCCAGCUGAUUGGCACGGGGGUGAAGACACGCUACAUCUCUGGAGUGGCUCGGGAUAGCCAGGCUGGCAUCAAGGGCUUCCCUUCUGGGGGAGAGGAGUUCAUGCCCCUGGGACUGGGGACCCUGGUUGGAGGUCCAGACCGGAGGCAGAUGGCUCAUAUCCAGGAGUCAGUGGGAGAAACCAGUUCUCAGAGUGUAGUGGUGGCUGUGGACAGGAUCUUCACUGGUUCCACAAAGCUAGAUGGAAAUGCAGUGGUGGACUUUGUGCGCUGGUUGUGUGCGGUCUCCAUGGAUGAGCUGGCCUCUGCUCACCAGCCGCGGAUGUUCAGUCUGCAGAAGAUAGUAGAGAUAUCUUACUACAACAUGAACCGUAUCCGCCUGCAGUGGUCACGCAUCUGGCAGGUCAUUGGAGACCACUUCAACAAGGUGGGCUGCAACCCCAACGAGGAUGUGGCCAUCUUUGCGGUGGACUCUCUGAGGCAACUGUCAAUGAAGUUCCUGGAGAAAGGAGAGCUGGCUAACUUCCGCUUCCAGAAGGACUUCCUCCGGCCAUUUGAACACAUCGUGAAGAAGAACAGAUCUCCCACUAUCAGGGACAUGGUGAUCCGCUGUGUGGCCCAGAUGGUCAACUCCCAGGCAGCCAACAUCCGCUCCGGCUGGAAGAACAUAUUCUCUGUGUUCCACCAGGCCGCCUCGGAUCACGACGAGACCAUUGUGGAGCUGGCCUUCCAGACCACUGGCCACAUAGUCAUGAUCACGUUUCAGCAGCACUUUGCAGCAGCCAUAGACUCCUUCCAGGAUGCGGUGAAGUGUCUGUCUGAGUUUGUGUGCAACGCUGCCUUCCCUGACACCAGUAUGGAGGCCAUGCGGCUCAUCCGCCACUGUGCUAAAUAUGUCGCAGACCGGCCGCAGGCUCUGCGGGAGUACACCAGUGAUGACAUGAACGUGGCCCCAGGGGACCGGGUGUGGGUGAGAGGCUGGUUCCCCAUCCUCUUUGAGCUGUCCUGCAUCAUCAACCGCUGCAAGCUGGACAUAAGAACCAGGGGUCUGACUGUGAUGUUUGAGAUUAUGAAGAGUUACGGACACACCUUUGAGAAGCACUGGUGGCACGACCUUUUUCGCGUCGUCUUCCGCAUCUUCCACAAUAUGAAGCUCCCUGAGCAGCAGACCGAGAAGCACGAGUGGAUGACCACAACCUGUAACCACGCCCUGUACGCCAUCUGUGACGUCUUCACCCAGUUCUAUGAGCCUCUCAGUGAGGUCCUGUUGGCUGACAUCUUCACUCAGCUACAGUGGUGCGUCAGACAAGAUAAUGAACAGUUGGCCCGGUCAGGGACUAAUUGCCUGGAGAACCUGGUCAUCCUGAAUGGGGAGAAGUUUAGCCCAGAGGUGUGGAACGCCACCUGCUCCUGUAUGCUGGACAUCUUCCAGACCACCAGCCCAGACGCCCUAUUGACAUGGCGACCGGCUGGUCAGGAAGAGGAGGCUGGUGAUGGGAAACACAUGGAUGUAGAUUUUGACACCCAGUCUCAGAACAGCUAUGACCGGGCCCUGUCGGAGAAAGGAGGGCAGAGCCAGAUAUCCACCGCCAGCGAUGACACCUGGAAAGGGAAACCGCACGCCAGGAUGUCAGACCAGAAGCUGUUUGCAGGCCUGCUCAUCAAGUGUGUAGUGCAGUUGGAGCUGAUCCAGACCAUUGACAACAUUGUCUUCUACCCGGCAACCAGCAAGAAGGAAGACGCAGACAAUAUGGCUGCUGCACAGAGGGAUGCCCUGGAGGAGGCUGCAGAGGGGGACCCUGGGCAAGGGGAGCAGGGCAUGUACAGACACCUCUCCUCCCAGCACCUCUUCAAGCUGCUGGACUGCCUGCUGGAGUCGCACACCUUCGCCAGAGAUUUCAACUCUAACAACGAGCAGAGGACUGCACUCUGGAGAGCAGGAUUUAAGGGGAAGUCGAAGCCCAAUCUGCUGAAGCAGGAGACUAGUAGUCUGGCCUGUAGUCUGCGUAUUCUGUUCCGCAUGUACUGUGACCGGCAGCUCCAGGACUCCUGGCCUGGCAUCCAAACGCGGUUGCUGCUGGUGUGCAGCGAGGCUCUGUCCUACUUCAUCAGCUUGACCUCAGAGAGUCACAGAGAGGCCUGGACCAGCCUGCUGCUAGUACUGCUCAGCAGGACCCUGCGACUGACCGACGAUAAGUUCAAGCUUCAUGCCUCCUGUUACUACCCUCACCUGUGUGAGAUGAUGCAGUUUGACCUGAUCCCAGAGCUCCGUGCCGUCCUGCGCCGCUUCUUCCUCCACAUCGGCUCUGUCUUCCACAUCGCUGCUCCUGAGAUGGGCUAGGCCAACCCGCCCUAAGGAGGGUCUGGAGAUGUAAUGGUGUGUGUGUGUGUGUGGGGGGGGGCACUGGUGGAUGUUGGGAUGCAUGAAGAGUCUGAGGCGAGAGCCCCCCUAUCGGGAGUAAGGCAGUGCGAAGGGAUGGGAGGAUGUAGAUCGACGCAAAGAUUCUGUUACCCUGAGGGAAAGAUGCUUUGAUGCUCAGUUCCUGUUUAUCUUCUGCAAAGGAAAGGCUUCAAGAGUUGGUAAUAAGGUCUGGUGUCCUUUAAGACGGACUCUGCUGGGUAAAAAGCUCUGAAAGAACAGAGCUCUCUGACUGUUUCUCAACACUGACGUUAAUAUCAAAUGUGUGGAAAAUGAACUACAACAAUUAAUUGAUGUGGUUUUAUAUAUAUCCUCUACCUGAUUUUUGUUUCUCCUAUUUGUUGAUUUAAGACUGAACGAACACGCAUAUCUAAAUGCUAACGCAAAUGAAGAAUACCGUUAGUGAAUAUGCUGAACAACACCUCCAGUGUUGUCCUAGCACACCUGUAUUCAGCAUCCUACCCUAGGAUUACCAUGUGGGAAUGGCAGUGUUGUCCUAGCACACCUGUAUUCAGCAUCCUACCCUAGGAUUACCAUGUGGGAAUGGCAGUGUUGUCCUAGCACACCUGUAUUCAGCAUCCUACCCUAUAGGAUUACCAUGUGGGAAUGGCAGUGUUGUCCUAGCACACCUGUAUUCAGCAUCCUACCCUAGGAUUACCAUGUGGGAAUGGCAGUGUUGUCCUAGCACACCUGUAUUCAGCAUCCUACCCUAGGAUUACCAUGUGGGGUUGGCAGUGUUGUCCUAGCACACCUGUAUUCAGCAUCCUACCCUAGGAUUACCAUGUGGGAAUGGCAGUGUUGUCCUAGCACACCUGUAUUCAGCAUCCUACCCUAGGAUUACCAUGUGGGGUUGGCAGUGUUGUCCUAGCACACCUGUAUUCAGCAUCCUACCCUAGGAUUACCAUGUGGGAAUGGCAGUGUUGUCCUAGCACACCUGUAUUCAGCAUCCUACCCUAGGAUUACCAUGUGGGGUUGGCAGUGUUGUCCUAGCACACCUGUAUUCAGCAUCCUACCCUAGGAUUACCAUGUGGGGUUGGCAGUGUUGUCCUAGCACACCUGUAUUCAGCAUCCUACCCUAGGAUUACCAUGUGGGAAUGGCAGUGUUGUCCUAGCACACCUGUAUUCAGCAUCCUACCCUAUAGGAUUACCAUGUGGGGUUGGCAGUGUUGUCCUAGCACACCUGUAUUCAGCAUCCUACCCUAGGAUUACCAUGUGGGGUUGGCAGUGUUGUCCUAGCACACCUGUAUUCAGCAUCCUACCCUAGGAUUACCAUGUGGGAAUGGCAGUGUUGUCCUAGCACACCUGUAUUCAGCAUCCUACCCUAGGAUUACCAUGUGGGAAUGGCAGUGUUGUCCUAGCACACCUGUAUUCAGCAUCCUACCCUAGGAUUACCAUGUGGGAAUGGCAGUGUUGUCCUAGCACACCUGUAUUCAGCAUCCUACCCUAGGAUUACCAUGUGGGAAUGGCAGUGUUGUCCUAGCACACCUGUAUUCAGCAUCCUACCCUAUAUGAUUACCAUGUGGGAAUGGCAGUGUUGUCCUAGCACACCUGUAUUCAGCAUCCUACCCUAUAGGAUUACCAUGUGGGAAUGGCAGUGUUGUCCUAGCACACCUGUAUUCAGCAUCCUACCCUAUAGGAUUACCAUGUGGGAAUGGCAGUGUUGUCCUAGCACACCUGUAUUCAGCAUCCUACCCUAUAGGAUUACCAUGUGGGAAUGGCAGUGUUGUCCUAGCACACCUGUAUUCAGCAUCCUACCCUAUAGGAUUACCAUGUGGGAAUGGCAGUGUUGUCCUAGCACACCUGUAUUCAGCAUCCUACCCUAUGAUUACCAUGUGGGAAUGGCAGUGUUGUCCUAGCACACCUGUAUUCAGCAUCCUACCCUAUGAUUACCAUGUGGGAAUGGCAGUGUUGUCCUAGCACACCUGUAUUCAGCAUCCUACCUACCCUAUGAUUACCAUGUGGGAAUGGCUUGCUCCCUAAUGGAUGAGCAAGUAUGGUCGGUUGUUCCCCUGCCACCAUUCCCCAUUGAUCCUUUGAUCCUCCCCAUUGAUCAUGUCAAUCACUAUAGCCUGUUAUGAGUCCUAAUUUUACUUGUAUUUAUUUAUUUUUAUACUUAUUUUAAAGCAACAUUUACAUGCCAGUUUACUUCUUGAAAGGCUACUGCACAUUCUCUAUGUUCUGAGAGCAAAAUGGAAUGACUGGCUAUUUUCUAGAAUGAAUCUGGUGUCAAAAAAGGAAGUCUACAAUGCAACACCCAUGGUAUUACAUAGCAAGGAUGAGAUGUUCUUCUCCUGUCAGACAGUUCUAUGUUACACCUAAUGGAGCCUGCAACAGAUCCCUCGUGUAUUAACUGUCCAGAACUUUCCCAGAGUGGAAUGCCUGUCAGUAUUGUCAGUGAAAUACCAGACGGGGGUAAGAAUGAAGAGAAACGUUACUCCUAAAUAUGCCAGGGUAUAGCUACCAUCUGCAUCAUUUGUCGUUUAAUCCUGUCUGCAUUUUUUUCUUUUUUAACAAGGAUGUAUAUAAUUAUUUGAAGUGCAUUUAAAUAUUUUUGAGAAGCAUUCCUCUACCUUACAACUAUGGAUGUCUACUUUCCCCUUAAGGGGAACUAUACAGUAUAUGGAGAAAUAAAUAGUGUAAAGUUUUCAUGUAAAAUAGAAAAUUAAGCGCUAUACAUACUGUGAUGUAAUCUCCCAAGCAUUUGAUGAAGUAAUCAAUAAACAUUUUAUUCAGAUCUA